AGAAAGUAUCCCGAUCAGAGGCGCAAAUCGUUAAGUGUAACAUUCUGAUUUCUGCUGCUGCUGCUGCUCCUCCUCCUCCUUGCACCUUCCACCCUUCGAUACCACGUCUUCUCCUUCUCUACCUUUCUUCCCAUAGAAGAACCCAAUCCAAACCCCAACUUUGAACGAAUCCCAAUAAACUACCAAAGAGGUUUCAUUUUGGGUCAGAUCUAGCCCAGAAUCCGCCACUAUCCGCCGAGUGAAGUAGAGCGGCGAGCGGCGAGGAGGGACCAUGGCGUCGUUGCCAGAUGAGGAGGAGUCCUUCGAGCACACGCUGCUGGUGGUGCGCGAGGUGUCAGUCUUCAAGAUCCCGCCGCGCACCACCAGCGGCGGAUACAAGUGCGGCGAGUGGCUGCAGACGGACAAGAUCUGGACGGGCCGCCUCCGCGUGGUGUCGUGCGGCGACCGCUGCGAGAUCCGGCUCGAGGACCCGGGCUCCGGGGACCUCUUCGCCGCCUGCUUCGUGCUGCCCGGCCAGAGGGACAGCGCCGUCGAGACCGUGCUCGACUCGUCGCGCUACUUCGUGCUCCGCAUCGAGGACGGCAGGGGGAAGCAUGCCUUCGUCGGCCUCGGCUUUGGCGAGCGCAAUGAGGCCUUCGACUUCAACGUCGCCCUGUCGGAUCACGAGAAGUAUGUCAAGAGGGAGCAAGAUAAGGAGACCGGUGGUGAAGACGCAGAUGACAGCCAGAUUGAUAUCCACCCAGCGGUGAAUCGCCGGCUCAAGGAAGGUGAAACCAUUAGGAUAAACGUGAAAAACAAGCCAUCAACUGGAAGUGGCAUGCUUUCCUCUGCUGGUUUAUCCGGUGGGGCCACUGAAAAACCUAAAGCAAGCAUGCUCCUUGCACCACCGCCAGGUGCAACCGGGAAGCUUCGGUCUCCGCUCCCACCUCCACCUAACGACUCUGCAUCUGCAAGAAUGAAUUCUGGACACAACGCUGGAACCAGGAGCUCAAAAGAACCUACCAAGAAAAACAUCGACCCCUUUUCAGAUAUUUCUGCUAUAGAGCGAAGCCUGCCCUCAUCGGCUGAGCUAGGACAAACAAAAAGCACCGGUGCCGGAUGGGCAGCAUUUUGACAAUGGAAGGACAUCUGUUGUGUCACGUAAAAAAGACAACGAAAACCGUGUGACUGAAAAAGUACACAGAAUUUCUACUCACGGGAGCCUGUACCCUAUGAAAUCACAUGGUGAAAAAUGAUGAUCUGCAUCCACUUGGUACUUGAAAAAUAAACAUUUGUGGAGGUGAUGUUAUCUAUCAAGGCAUCAACCCGCAUGGAUUCAAGGAGCUCCAAAAGUCUGAAUAUUUUCCUGAAUAGGAGUGUGAGUUUCCUUGUUUGUCGAAUUUGUGUUUGCCAGAUCUCAUAUACUGAUACAAGAAUCAUACUGACCUCCACUUGUAUUCUGCCCUGAAAGAUUCGAGAGUACUGUUUAUGCGAAAAGCUUGUUUUAUUCGAUCAUUUGUGAAGAUUCGUUUGAAAA
This is a messenger RNA of Hordeum vulgare subsp. vulgare (domesticated barley), 1516 nucleotides long. RefSeq lists its product as uncharacterized. The coding region runs from base 272 to 1114 and encodes 280 amino acids. The record is from RefSeq and is a predicted model, not a curated record. NCBI's taxonomy places the organism in Eukaryota, Viridiplantae, Streptophyta, Magnoliopsida, Poales, Poaceae. The transcript is spliced from 4 exons. Gene Ontology annotation, biological process: endocytosis. Gene Ontology annotation, cellular component: clathrin vesicle coat; membrane.